Molecule: messenger RNA, 3394 nt
Organism: Anopheles stephensi (Asian malaria mosquito)
Lineage: Eukaryota; Metazoa; Arthropoda; Insecta; Diptera; Culicidae
Gene: Kua
Product: plasmanylethanolamine desaturase
Exons: 8
Coding region: 808-1806 (332 amino acids)
Molecular function (GO): oxidoreductase activity
Source: RefSeq, a predicted model, not a curated record
GCUUAUUGAUGGGGGUUAUUUAAGCGUUUUUUUUUUGCAGCUUCGACACGUUCCCACCGAAAGGCUCUAAUUGCUUUACGGCUGUAUUAGCGCUGCAUUUGUGUACUACGCGGGAUGGUAGUAAAUUUGGGCGCUUCAUGAAUGUGCGCCGAUGUUGAGCACGCAAAAAUAACGUGCGUGUGUGCGUGUACCUUUUGUAAGCGAAGCGUGACGUACCAGGCGUCUCCAUUGAGUAAUUCGUGCGGCGACGAGACCUCCAUUCGCAACAUCCAUUCUCCGUGGCCCAGCAAAUGGGAGCUCAGCCGAUUGAUGACACCGAGCUGCAAUCUCCAUCCCCGUGACUGUUGAUUAGGGUCAUCGAGAGCGAUAUGCGAUACUGUGUGCCCAUGGGGUAGAAAAAGGAAAACGACCGAAUGUGUCCGCAUAAGGAAGUGCUAGUGAAGGAAAGCUUGAGUUGAGUGUUAUUUCUUCCGUACAGUUCGGUUUCGCGUUGGUUAAGUAACGUCUACUACACUUUUAAGGAGAAACCCCGAAUAAACGGUAUCGGUUGUGCCUUUCCGUGAUAAGUGUGUUUCUGUUCGUGAGUGUGUGCGUGAGUGUGAAUUGAAAGUGAAGUGGUAAGCAACCAGAAAAGGUCCUCACUCUGUUGCUUCGGAUCGUAAAUCGUACCCGGUUUAGUGGUGUCCGCAGGAAAAGUGCUUCGUGGUUCGAGCUUCUUAGACGGAGCCCAGUUUUUGUGAGUGUGUGUGUGUGUGUGUGUGUGUGUGUGUUUGGUCAACGGUUUCGGUUUCAUGGAACGCUACUAGCAUGGAUUUGAUAUCGCUUCCACCCUGCUCGAGACGCAUGGAACUGACGACAAUGGUGAACGAACAACCGAUGGCACUGUCGCCUGCGUCCACCUCGGCGAUUAAGAUCUCGACGACAUUUUUAAAGACGCCUGUCAAGACGGACCAGGAAAUACUCCAGAACUCUAUGCUGGAAGAUGACCCGAAUUCCAACACCAUACUAGCAACGACCGGCCUGUCCGAAGACAACCGUGCGAAUCUCGAGAAACGGCCACGAUGGGGACCCCGGCACAAAGGAGCUCAGGAGCUGGCGAAGCUGUACAGUAACGGGAAGCGAACUCAGGAGCUGGUGUGUGUGUACAUCUGCAUCUCGCUGAUGGUGCUAAAUCUCGCCCUAAUACUAAGACACUUUAGGUUCGAGCGCAUCAGCAACGUCGUGGUGGCAGCCAUCUUCGGCAUACUGACGGCAGACUUUGGUUCGGGGCUGUUACAUUGGGGCGCUGACACCUGGGGCUCCGUCGAUUUGCCCAUCGUUGGUAAGAACUUUCUUCGACCAUUCCGAGAGCAUCACAUCGAUCCGACCUCCAUCACACGGCAUGAUUUCAUCGAAACGAACGGGGACAAUUUUAUGGUUGCCCUGCCAAUACUCGGCAAGCUGGCGUGGAACUUUUUUACCAGAACGAAUGCCGAAAUACAGCAGGACUAUGCUAUCAGCGCGUACCUGUUCCUGUGCUCGAUUUUCAUAGCCAUGACGAAUCAGAUUCACAAAUGGUCCCACACAUACUGGGGUCUACCGAGAUGGGUACUGUUUCUGCAGAAUCAUCACAUCAUCUUGCCCAGACGCCAUCAUCGCAUUCAUCACGUUGCACCGCACGAAACGUACUUUUGCAUAACGACAGGAUGGCUCAACUGGCCGCUGGAGAAGAUAAAAUUCUGGUCCACACUGGAGGCCAUCAUUGAACUGUCGACUGGCCAUAAACCUCGUGCCGAUGACUUAAAGUGGGCCCAAAAGCGAACUUGAUCCUUUUACACCAUCGCAUCCAUCCUGUGGCUUCAUUGACCGGACGACGGUACGACGUGAUAGCAAUAACGCUGAUUUCCGAGGCAACAAAAAAAAAAAAAAACCAUCGUACAUGGCACACGGAAUCAUACCAAACUAAAUAGCAAUAUCGCAUUUCGUGCAGCACAAAGCCCAUUUGGAUUCGUGGAGGUUGGGAAGCCGGAGUCUUGCAGAGUGCAGCUUGAAACACGCACACAUAGGCACCACCUUAUGGUAAACCGUUUCGGAAAUAUUUUUAACAUACGUUUACGGACAAUUUUGAUACUUUAUAGGUACGCAACCCGAAUGUCAGUUGAAUGUGCAAAUAGUGCAGGACAGGAAAGAGGUCAGGAAAGAGAGACAUAAUUAUUGCGACUUACUGGGCUGGUUAGGAAAAUUGUUAUGGAAUGGACUAUUUUAAUAGGCAACUUAAUAGGCUUCGAUUUUUGUGAAGCAAACCGGUGGCUUUAAGACGUUGAAUUUUAAUAUUUGCGCAUCAUAACAUCUGCAGACCUCAGGAUAAUAACAAAAAAACGAGAAAACGCUUACAAAAAUAUAUUAAAUGUCAAUAACUAUGUCCUCUUGCCUAGAAAAAUACAAUAGCAAAGAAUGUCAUAAAGCAUCUGAUUUUGUAUCGCAACUAUUUAACUAAACGAUCAAACAGCUUCUUAAAAUAUUUUUAUUUUAUUUAAAAGCGACAUUUUGAAGGACUCAGCUCAAGCUUUACUUUGGAAUUUGGCUUAAAAAUAUGAGUUAGAAUUUAAUAUGAAACAAAAAUGUAUACGAAAAGCGCAUGUUUUGUUUCAGACGAUUGCAAUAUUAAAAGCUCUUUUACACACCUGAUGCCUGCUUGAAACUAAGCACAAAAAAGCAAAUGAACAAGUUCAACAAACAAUAAGCAUAAGUAUAAGCAUAAGAGAAAAUAAUAAACAAUAACUCCGUUAGAGCAACAAACCGAAAUCAUACACACACACACACACUCAAGAAACACAAUGUACUGCAGAAGAUAAAAUGGAUUACUUUGAGCACUAGCGUAAGACUAAUCGUACAAUCACGUUUUUCGAAUGUAUUAUAGCGGCAUCAAGCAAAGAAAGGUUUUGGGGAACAAAUACCGCACACACACACAGACACCGUGCUACAAUUUUAAAACUGUAAGGGCUUAGUGAUUAGUUUACAAAAACAAAAAAGCAGUGCAGUGAAUUUUACUAUUUAAAGUACCGAAAGCGAAGAAAAUGAUAAAACAAAGUACACUCAAGGUAGUUAUAUAUGCUGAAGCUUUAGGCGAUGCGACAAAAUAGUUAGUAAGACAGCAAGUAACGGGGGGCUGAUUUAGUAGACGGACCCUGAUUAGGGAUAGCUUUUUAUGCGAAAGAUUGGAAGGGGAAAGCUGGAUUUGUACUGUAGCUUGUGUAGAAAGAAGAGACACAAAACCUCCCUUAAAAGAUGUUGACAGUGAGUGAUGUUUAUUUUUAUUUGUUUCUGUGAUCAAUUCCAGAAUAUUUCGCUUGUCAAGCAAGAAAUGAAAAAAAUAUUUAAAAAAUAGAAAAAUAAAGAAAGCAAACAACUUUAA